Ilex paraguariensis (yerba mate) is the source of this 339-nucleotide messenger RNA. The record is from the annotation of a GenBank genome assembly. Lineage: Eukaryota; Viridiplantae; Streptophyta; Magnoliopsida; Aquifoliales; Aquifoliaceae.
AUGGUUUCAUUGUUCUGCAAUAGAGGUGCUGAACUACUUAAUGUGUUCACAGUUUGCUUUUAUUAUGCUUUGUUGCAGUUCCAUAAUGUUCUCUAUGGUGAUGCAAAAGGUUGUGCAAAGAGAUUGAUUGCUUUCGUGCAUCCCUAUGUUCCAGGGGUCAUGAAUCCUCACGCCAAAGUUGUUCAGCAGUGGAACAAGUUCUUUGUUAUUUCUUGUUUAGUGGCAAUUUUUUUAGACCCCGUGUUCUUCUUUUUGCUGUCUGUGCGGCAGGUAUGGAUAUGGUUUCCAAUCACAUGGCUCACCAACUUCACUCACCUCUUUGCUGUUUCAGUUUGGUGA